Molecule: messenger RNA, 2502 nt
Organism: Phytophthora infestans T30-4
Lineage: Eukaryota; Oomycota; Peronosporomycetes; Peronosporales; Peronosporaceae
Exons: 3
Coding region: 1-2502 (833 amino acids)
Molecular function (GO): protein binding
Source: RefSeq, a predicted model, not a curated record
AUGGCAGCGGCAACUAAUGCGGACGCAGUCGCAACGUCUGCAGCUAGCUUCGCGUGCGCAACGUCUAUACCGGCGGCUUCUUGCUCAACAGAUCCAGGAGUUUCCUCCGAAGUGCUGACUACGAUGAGAAUCGCCUUAGAUAAAUCGGCUGACUCGGACGAAGAGGAGGUGACGACUGCUGAGUUCGCAGUGGACCUAGCCGACGGCCAGACGUGGGCCAUUAACUUCUACGAGUGCGCGGCUGAGGGCGACCUUGAGUGUCUUGAAGAGAUUUUGGACAGCGGUCGCGUGGGCGUCAACGAUGUGGACGUGGACGGAUUUACGGCUCUUAUGGUCGCAGCGGCCGAAGGCCACCGCGACGUGGUGCGCGCGCUGCUACGACGCGGCGCCGACGUUGGCGUUCGCACUCACGAAUUGCGCUCUACCGCUCUACAUUUUGCUGCGAAGAACGGAGACGCAGAAAUCGUAGCCGCUCUGUGUGAGUGUGAUACGGCCGUGGUGGAUAGCUGGAACGUGAAUGCAGACACGCCGCUGAUCUGGGCGUGUAUUGAGGGCCGGGCCGAGGCCGUGAAGGUGCUGCUGAAGCACGGAGCAGACGUAAACAUGCUGAAUCAGUACGGUGCAUCGACAUUGCUGUGCGCGGUGAUGAUCGGAGAAGACCCAGAGCAAGAUGAGGAGAGUGAUAAAGGACGAGCAGAGAUCGUGGCCAUGUUGCUGGAGAAGAACGGGAAGCUCGUGAACUUCCAGGACCGAGAGGGCAGCACAGCGAUGCACUUGGCAACGUCGUGCGGCUACUUGGAGUGUGUGAAGACGCUGAUGGCAUAUGGAGCAGAUAUAACGCUACGGAAUGCGAUUGGACAGACUCCGCUUGAAGAAGCUCAGGACUCGGAGCUGCGUGAGAGCGGCCCGUGUGUGGAGCACCUACGUGGAAUCUGGCGGCAGCUGGAAGAGGAAGCCGCGGCGCGUAUGAUGGCAAUGUUGGAAAUGGAGGAAGAGGCAGACAAGAAUGCUACUGGUGCGUCGGGAACAGGUACAACGUCAAGCAGCAAGAAGAGCAAGAAGAAAAACAAAAAGGCAAAGCGCAAGGCAGCUAAGCAACAACAGCAACAGGAGGCUGAAUUGGAUGUUAAUCUCAUCAGAAGUAAGUCUACGAAGCAGGAAGAAAGUCUGUCUACAGAGCGUGAACCUGUGAUUGAAGAACCUUCCGCUGAACCCGAUCGGGAGGCCACAGUUGAAGAUACAGCACCGGAUGCGAAAUCUACUCAAGGUAUCGACGCGACGGCGUCUGCUGGUGCGUGGACUACCGUCGGCAAGAAGCACCGCUCUCCUGUAGGUGCAAUCACCAACGGUUCAGUGAAAGCUUCCGGUACCUCGCAGAAAGAUACGACUCUUUCAACUCCCACUCAACGAAAGUCCACGACGUCUUCUCCUAAAAGCACCCCGCAUACUUCUCGCCCGAAACUCAACCAAAGAUCAAGUAACUAUCUCAAUUCUACUGGUAGAAUAAAUGCGACGUCAACGACGACAGCUUCGUCUUCCAACGUUGCACGCACGUGGACCAGGCCUCAAGAGGAGCGAUGGAAAAGGUCUAGUAACUUCAGUACGCCACGGUCAAUCGCGUCGUCGUCACUGUUGAACCCCAACGCACUGGCCUUCCGAUCUGUGGGACUGGCAACUGGAUCAAGUAAUACGUCAAGAGAGUCGUCCGUCUCGACUACUUCGAGUGGGCUUUCGUUUUCGUCUACGUCGCCAUGGCGGCCAAGCUUUGAUUCACCGCCAGUAAUGGCGCCGAAUACCGUAGCUGCUUCAUCGUUAUCGUCCUCUGGUGUACAUUACGGACGUCUAACAUGGAAACAACAACGUACGAAUGGCAACCACCAAGUGGCACGUGAAGCUCGCGAGCGAUGGGUAAGCAAGCUGCGACUCGGAAACGAAAAUGUGGCCGAGACGCUGGGGUAUUUGGCGUGCGGUCUCUGCGGCGAGCUUGUGAAUGACAAUCUACAAUGCAGCGCUGGUGCGUCUGGUGAGAAAGCCUCAGCGUGCACACAACUGUACUGUGCUUCGUGUCUGGAAUCUUCGGCGUUCCGGACGGCUGACUCGACCGUGUUUAAGUGCGUUCGAUGCCAUGAAGUGGUUGCGAAGGAGUCUAUGAGCCGGAACAGCCUUGCUCAGGCCCAAGCGGCGUCGUUGGGGCUCUCCAUGUCAAGCUCGACCAAUGCCGGUGCCCAUGACGCUGAUUAUUCCUUGGAAGACAUGCAGCAUUUCCUGGAGGUCUCGGAACCUCGAGCCUCCGCUGUGGAUCUGCGUGCCUUCCACUUAGUUCCUGGAGUGGAUCUCAGUACACUGAGCAAUGGCCAGCUCCACGUGCUGGAAAGCGCUCACCAACGUGCUCUAGCACAGAUUAUGGAGCAGCGUCUGGCUGAUGCACGAAUUCUUGAGCGUUUGCGAAUGGAAGAGUGGCUAAAGAUGCAGCGAGAUGUGCUGCAGUUUGCCCCGCGAUGA